Messenger RNA from Triticum dicoccoides, 1022 nucleotides. Its product is annotated as peptidyl-prolyl cis-trans isomerase FKBP16-4, chloroplastic-like. The transcript is spliced from 9 exons. Gene Ontology annotation, cellular component: chloroplast thylakoid lumen. Lineage: Eukaryota; Viridiplantae; Streptophyta; Magnoliopsida; Poales; Poaceae. The record is from RefSeq and is a predicted model, not a curated record. Bases 59 to 730 code for a protein of 223 amino acids. Gene Ontology annotation, molecular function: peptidyl-prolyl cis-trans isomerase activity.
AACCAAAUCAAACAAGCGCCCCCGCUGCUACCGCCUCGCAUCGUCGUCCGCACCACCAAUGGAGCUCUCAUCCCUCCUGCCCGCCCUGUCCCCGCGCCGCGCCCUCCCGCUCUCCUUCCCCACCGCGUCCAAGACGGCCCGGCGGCCGCGGCCGGCCGCCUUCGCCUGCCGCGCGGACGCCUCCCCGGAAGGGCCAUCAACCACCCGGCGAUGGUUCGCCUCGCUAGCCGCCGCCACCGCAGCCGUGGGGAUUGGCGUCGCCGGAGGAGGGGAGGCUGGCGCCGUGUCGACCAGCAGGAGAGUUUUCAGGAGCAACAAGAUUCCGGAGAGCGACUUCAUUACUCUGCCUAAUGGCAUCAAGUACUAUGACAUCAAAGUAGGAGGUGGGGCCAAAGCAGUUAAGGGAUCACGUGUCGCAGUACAUUACGUGGCCAAGUGGAAGGGCAUAACAUUCAUGACAAGUAGGCAGGGCCUCGGUGUCACUGGUGGAACGCCGUAUGGGUUUGAUGUUGGCAAUUCUGAAAGAGGCAAUGUUCUAAAAGGAUUGGAUCUCGGGGUUGAGGGAAUGAAAGUUGGAGGCCAGAGGUUGGUUAUUGUUCCUCCUGAGCUAGCUUAUGGAAAAAAGGGCGUUCAAGAAAUUCCUCCUAAUGCAACUAUUGAGCUGGAUGUCGAACUACUAUCAAUCAAACAGAGUCCAUUCGGGAGUCCUGUGAAGAUCGUUGAAGGAUAAUUGUGCAUUGACUUCUGCAGAAAAUGAUGUAUAUUUGAACAUGCUGGAGAGUGUUACUGCAAGAAAGGGGGCUAGAUGUAUCAGAUUUCAGUGGUGCUAUUGUGUAAAUAAGUGCACCAUAAUGUAAUAUUUGACUUUGGAGGCUUUUUUUUGGCUGGUUGGAGAAUAAGCAAGUUCCAUAAAUUAUAGUAUAUAUUCAAUUCCUUUUUGCAUUUUUUUCAGGUACAAUCCCUCUCUGUCUCUGUCUGUAACACACACAGUUCUCACUUGUAUAGCCUUUGCAGCUUCAUCA